Molecule: messenger RNA, 288 nt
Organism: Sphenostylis stenocarpa
Lineage: Eukaryota; Viridiplantae; Streptophyta; Magnoliopsida; Fabales; Fabaceae
Source: the annotation of a GenBank genome assembly
AUGGCUCCACAAACUAUAAUUCCCUUUACAAGGAACCCUACAACCAUUUUGUACGCUAACAACACUGUACGCACAGAAUUUUGGUUGCGGAUUAUAUACACUGCAGAGGACAAAGUCACUUUCCGUAAAACAGGCCCUCGUCAAACCAUUAACCUGCACAGUGCGUUGCCCCCUAAUCUUGAGCUAUAUAAACCCUCUCAAACCGUUCCAACUCCCAUUCAUCCCACCACCUUCUUCACCACUUUCACCACUCCAUCUUCCACGAUCAUCACCAUCUUCAACACUUGA